Sceloporus undulatus (fence lizard) is the source of this 4339-nucleotide messenger RNA. RefSeq names its product integrator complex subunit 2 (gene INTS2). NCBI's taxonomy places the organism in Eukaryota, Metazoa, Chordata, Lepidosauria, Squamata, Phrynosomatidae. Gene Ontology annotation, biological process: snRNA 3'-end processing. The record is from RefSeq and is a predicted model, not a curated record. Gene Ontology annotation, cellular component: integrator complex.
UCAUGCGUUGCUUUUUGGGCACUUGGGAUGAUGGGGGACUGUUCGGCUUUGCAGUUUGUCAGCCCUUACGCCUUCGAAGCCAUGCAGAAGGUGGACGUCCUGCGCUUAGCCGCCUUGAGCGACCCGGAGCUCCGCCUGCUGCUGCCUUGCUUGGUGCGCAUGGCCUUAUGCGCGCCGGCUGACCAGAGCCAGAGCUGGGCUCAGGACAAAAAGCUGAUCCUUCGCUUGCUUUCCGGAGUGGAAGCGGUCAACUCCAUCGUCGCCCUGCUCUCUGUGGAUUUCCACGCUUUGGAGCAGGAUGCAAACAAGGAGCAACAGCUGAGGCAUAAGCUUGGAGGAGGCAGUGGCGAGAGCAUCUUGGUGUCCCAGCUGCAGCAUGGCCUUGCCUUGGAGUUCGAACACAGCGAUUCCCCCCGGCGGCUCCGUCUUGUGCUUAGCGAAUUGCUAGCCAUUAUGAACAAGGUGGCAGACUCAAAUGGUGAAUUUUUCUUCAAGUCACCAGAACUAUUUGAGAGCCCGGUUUAUUUGGAAGAAGCCGCCGAUGUACUUUGCAUCCUGCAAGCAGAACUGCCUUCGCUGUUACCUAUUGUGGACGUGGCUGAAGCUUUAUUACACGUGAAGAAUGGAGCUUGGUUCCUCUGCCUCUUAGUGGCCAAUGUACCUGACAGUUUUAACGAAGUUUGUAGGGGCUUGAUCAAAAACGGUGAACGGCAAGACGAGGAAAGCUUUGGGGGCCGUCGCAGGACAGAGGCUCUCCGGCACCUUUGCAAGAUGAACCCCUCCCAGGCGCUGAGGGUCCGUGGCAUGGUGGUGGAGGAAUGUCACUUACCGGGGCUUGGAGUGGCUUUGACUCUGGACCACACAAAGAACGAGUCUUCAGAAGAUGGCGUCAGCGACCUGGUGUGCUUCGUGAGUGGCUUGCUGCUGGGGACCAACGCCAAGGUUCGGACUUGGUUUGGGACUUUUAUCCGGAACGGUCAGCAGAGAAAGAAGGAGACCAUCAGCUCUGUGCUCUGGCAGAUGAGGAGACAGCUGCUUAUGGAGCUGAUGGGUAUCCUGCCCACCGUGCGCAGCAUGCACAUUACAGAGGAAGCAGAAGCUGACACGGACACCAACGUCUCUGUGUAUUCGGGGCUGAAAGAGGAGCACGUCGUCAAAGCCAGCGCACUCCUGCGUCUUUAUUGUGCUCUCAUGGGUAUCGCUGGCUUGAAGCCGACGGAUGAGGAAGCGGAGCAGUUGCUCCAACUCAUGACAAGCCGCCCUCCAGCAACGCCAGCUGGCGUCCGCUUUGUUUCGCUCUCCUUCUGCAUGCUGCUGGCCUUCUCCACGCUUGUCAGCACUCCAGAACAGGAGCAGCUGAUGGUGAUGUGGCUGAGCUGGAUGAUCAAGGAAGAAGCUUACUUUGAAAGCACUUCUGGGGUGUCUGCUUCCUUUGGAGAGAUGCUCCUCUUGGUUGCCAUGUACUUCCACAGCAAUCAGCUCAGCGCCAUCAUCGACUUGGUCUGUUCGACUCUGGGAAUGAAGAUUGUCAUUAAGCCUAGUUCUCUGAGUCGCAUGAAAACCAUCUUCACGCAAGAAAUUUUCACUGAACAGGUGGUCACCGCUCACGCCGUCCGCGUGGCAGUCACAAGUAACCUGAGCGCCAACAUCACCGGCUUCCUGCCCAUCCACUGCAUUUACCAGCUGCUCAGGAGCCGGUCUUUCACCAAGCACAAAGUCUCCAUCAAGGACUGGAUUUAUCGGCAGCUGUGUGAGACCGCCACGCCACUCCAUCCUCAGUUGCUACCUCUAAUUGAUGUCUAUAUCAACUCCAUCCUUACUCCAGCAUCCAAGUCCAACCCAGAGGCCACAAACCAGCCCAUCACAGAGCAGGAAAUCCUGAACGUAUUUGAAGGACUGAUGGGGGGAGGAGAGAAUGCGCGCCGGAAACAGCGCUACGGCAUCACAGCCCAACUUCUGGUCCUAUAUUAUGUCUUGUCUUACGAAGAAGCAAUCCUGGCCAGUUCAAAGACUCUGGCUGCCAUGCAAAGGAAGCCCAAAUCUUACUCUCCUGCCUUGAUGGAUCAGAUCCCAAUCAAAUUUCUCAUCCGAAAGGCUCAGGGGCUGCAGCAAGAACUGGGAGGCUUGCAUUCUGCACUCCUCCGUCUCCUGGCCACCAACUACCCCCAUCUGUGCAUUGUGGAUGACUGGAUCUGUGAGGAGCACAUCACAGGCACCGAUGCUUUGCUGCGCAGGAUGCUCCUGACCAAUGCUGCCAAAAAGCAUUCUCCCAAGCAGCUUCAGGAGGCAUUUUCAGCGCUGCGGGGAAAUCACACUCAGGUCCUGCAGAUUCUGGAGCAUUUGACACUCCUCUCGGCAGGAGAGCUGAUCCCUUACGCAGAGGCGCUGACGUCAAAUAUGAACCAGCUUCUCUAUCCCGGGAUCUCUCGGCGAAUCCUUCAAACAGUUAACCGACUGUGGAUGGUGCUGAACACAGUCAUGCCACGGAGGUUGUGGGUAAUGACUGUGAAUGCCUUGCAGCCGUCCGACAAGAUGAUCAGGCAGCAAAAGUACACUCAGAAGGACCUGAUGAUCGACCCUCUGAUUGUGUUGAGAUGUGAUCAGAGAGUCCACCGGUGUCCUCCUCUGAUGGAUAUCACCCUCCAUAUGCUGAAUGGAUACCUUCUUGCCUCAAAAGCCUACCUGAGUGCCCAUCUCAAGGAAACGGCAGAUCAAGACAUCCGUCCAUCUCAAAACACUUUAAUGGGCCUGGAAGCUCCAGAAGUCACAAGGGAAGAACUGAAAAACGCAUUGCUGGCUGCCCAGGACAGUGCUGCGGUCCAGAUUCUCUUGGAGAUCUGCUUGCCCAUGGAGGAUGAGAAAUCCGCAAGUGGCGGCGCUGGCAGGCUGCUGAGGAGCGCCCCGGGGACGGCGGGCUCCAGCCCUCUGAAAAGACAACCCAGAGAGGAAGAAGAGGAGUGGGCAGACGGGGAGAAGGAAAAAGACAGCCUCCUCUGCAGCCUUCGUGAGGUGCAGUGCCUCAUCUGCUGCCUCUUGCAUCAGAUGUUCAUUGCGGACCCCAACAUCGCCAAGCUGGUUCACUUCCAGGGCUACCCGUGCGAACUGCUUCCCCUGACAGUGGCUGGCAUCCCGUCGAUGCACAUUUGCCUGGACUUCAUCCCUGAGCUGAUCGCUCAGCCUGAACUGGAGAAACAGAUUUUCGCCAUCCAGCUGCUUUCUUACCUGUGUAUUCAGUAUGCGCUGCCGAAAUCCCUCAGCGUGGCGCGCUUAGCUAUCAAUGUGAUGGGGACACUGCUGACUGUUUUAACUGCGGCAAAACGUUACGCCUUCUUCGUGCCCACCCUGCCUUGCUUGGUUUCAUUCUGCCAAGCUUUCCCCCCUCUCUACGAGGAUAUUAUGUCCCUGCUUAUUCAGAUCGGACAAGUUUGCGCCUCGGAUGUGGCCACGGAGACGAGAGACUUCGACCCGAUCAUAACGCGUCUGCAGCAGUUGAAGGAGAAGCCAUGCGAGCGGACCAGACUCCUUAAGGAACCCAUUUGUAAAUCCGGAGCAGGAGACACGAGUAGCGCGGACCCCAAUGUCCAGCUGUGCCACUGUAUUGAGAAUACGUUCAUUGAAAUCAUCAACAUGAGUGUCGGCGGUGUUUAAACCCCUUCCAAAAUGGGAGGGCUCUUUGCUAGGCUGAUUUCUCGGUGAAAAGAGGACGUUUUGCAGGCCAGCGGAGAACUGGCUUGGAACAAGCAGUUGCUUUUCCAUCAGGGUGGAUUCGAUGCCGCAUCACCAGUGAAAGAUGUGAACGCCUGCUUUCAGUGAAAGCAUCUCGGGUUCUUGCUAGUGGGCUUCGUGGAGCGCCUUCCUUGGAGGGAUCCACAACCGGUUGAUAUUUGAAUGCACAGUGUAUGCAGACUCUGGUGUGCGCCACACGGAAAUCUGGAUGCAAACUUGAAUUCAGAGUUCUAAAACAAGACUCUCUUGACUUUGUUUUUAAAUUUAAGCUUGUUUUUUAAAUUUUUUUGGAAGAGGCUGUUAAGAACCAAACGAAACGCAGGACGUUUUGACUGUGACGUGAAAACAUAUAAAUCCGUUGGCGCACAGGGAAAUUGCUUUCCAGUUGCGUGCUCAUAACUGGCUGAGGUUUCAAAAGGGUCAAAAAUGGUGAUAAGGAAAAUAGGAACAUGUUAAUCUAGGAGCUGGAGGCAACUAGCGGCUUUUUCGGGUGCUCUGCUGAGAAGUUGGCUGCGGGGACUGACCAGUUCCUUUUCACAACUACAAGAUGCGCACUAGUGUGUAACGGACCAAAUGGGUUACUUUUCGGUAGCCAUGGCUUUCACUUCCUACU